Messenger RNA from Ornithorhynchus anatinus (platypus), 2532 nucleotides. RefSeq names its product 7-dehydrocholesterol reductase (gene DHCR7). The transcript has 8 exons. Gene Ontology annotation, biological process: cholesterol biosynthetic process; brassinosteroid biosynthetic process. The coding region runs from base 16 to 1608 and encodes 530 amino acids. Gene Ontology annotation, molecular function: 7-dehydrocholesterol reductase activity. The record is from RefSeq and is a predicted model, not a curated record. Gene Ontology annotation, cellular component: endoplasmic reticulum membrane. NCBI's taxonomy places the organism in Eukaryota, Metazoa, Chordata, Mammalia, Monotremata, Ornithorhynchidae.
GAGCCCCCUGUACCAAUGGAGAAAGCAGCCUCGUAUACACGAAUGGACUGUCUACCAGUGAUUGGAUUGCGGACUGAACACGUCAGAUAUGGGGUGGGGCCUCCGACCUGGGCUUUCCCUUGUAAUUCUGCCAAAAUCAAGGACAGACCGUGUCAGGAGCCGCAGGACGACGAGGUUCCAAUGGCUACAGGCUCCACAACAAAUUCUUCAAAAUCCAAGAACAAAAAUGGGAUUUCUGACAAAAAUAAAGCACUUCAAGGACAGUGGGGAAGAGCCUGGGAGGUGGAUUGGUUUUCCCUAGCAAGUGUCAUAUUCCUGCUGAUGUUUGCUCCAUUUAUUGUAUAUUACUUUAUCAUGGCAUGUGACCAGUACCAAUGUGCUCUUACUACCCCUCUUGUUGAUCUCUUCACUGGGAAUAAUCAUCUUUCUGACAUCUGGGCGAAGACACCAUCAAUGAGCCAGAAAGCUGCUCAGAUCUACACAGCUUGGGUCAUUUUCCAGGUCCUUUUGUACAUAUUGCUUCCUGAUUUUUGUCAUAAAUUUCUGCCUGGCUAUGUAGGAGGAGUACAAGAAGGUGCCAUAACUCCUUCAGGGACAGUAAAUAAAUAUGAAAUCAAUGGCCUUCAAGCCUGGAUAAUUACUCAUCUUCUCUGGUUUGCAAAUGCACAUUUCUUCCACUGGUUCUCUCCUACUGUAAUCUUUGACAACUGGAUCCCACUGCUCUGGUGUGCCAAUAUUCUUGGCUAUAUAGUUUCCAUAUUUGUAAUGAUCAAGAGCUAUCUUUUCCCUUCAAAUUCAAAAGACUGCAAAUUUACUGGUAACUUCUUCUACGAUUUCAUGAUGGGUGUUGAAUUUAAUCCUCGAAUAGGAAAAUGGUUUGAUUUCAAGCUUUUCUUCAAUGGACGCCCAGGCAUUGUAGCAUGGACUCUUAUUAACUUGUCAUUUGCAGCCAAGCAGCAGGAACUCUAUGGUCAGGUGACCAACUCCAUGAUCUUGGUUAAUGUUCUACAGGGCAUUUAUGUUUUGGACUUUUUCUGGAAUGAAGCAUGGUACCUGAAAACCAUAGACAUCUGCCAUGAUCACUUUGGGUGGUAUUUGGGUUGGGGAGACUGUGUCUGGCUACCAUACCUCUAUACUCUUCAGGGUUUAUACUUGGUGUACAACCCCAUACAGCUCUCCGUACCUCAUGCGAUGGGCGUCCUGCUGUUAGGUUUGGUAGGUUACUUUAUCUUCAGGGUGACCAAUCACCAGAAAGACCUUUUCCGACGCACCGAUGGGAAUUGCAAGAUCUGGGGCAAGAAGCCAGAAUACAUAGAAUGUUCCUACAUGUCAGUGGAUGGGAAGAAGCACUACAGCAAACUGAUGAUUUCAGGAUUCUGGGGUGUGACCCGCCAUUUUAACUAUACCGGGGACUUAAUGGGCUCCUUAGCCUACUGCCUGGCUUGUGGCUUUAACCAUAUCUUUCCUUACUUCUACAUCAUCUACAUGUCCAUCUUGUUAAUUCACCGCUGUAUCAGGGAUGAGCACCGUUGUUCUAGCAAGUAUGGUAAAGACUGGAAACGAUAUACCUCUGCAGUGCCCAAGCGACUGGUGCCAGGAAUUUUCUAAGGAUAAGCCUGUGCAUUCUGGCCCUCUGGGGGUCUUCUUCCAAAGGGCAGUGAAGGAGUUUUCAGACUGCCUCUUCACCAGCAAAAACAACUGAUUUUCUUUGUAGUCUGGAGAAGGACAGAGUUAUGUUUUGUCUUUAAAGCAAUGCCAUUGGUUUUAAUUCUUUGAAAAUAUUUUGCUCUUGUUUUCAUUAGAAUCAGAAGCCACUAUACCACUGAAAUGGAGUCUUAAAGUGACAAAAACUGCCAGUUCUGGAUCAGACCAAUGAUCCAUCCAGCUCAGUAUUCUGUCUUUGAGAGUGGCCACAGGAACCUUGGAGAAACUAUGUGGUGCUGACACUCUGUGGCAUUUAUCUUAGUGGUUAGGUGGGUUCCAUCUAGCAUCCCUAAUAUUCCCCUCUAGAAGCCCAUUAUGGACUUCUAAUUUAUGACUUUAUCCAAACUCCUCCUCAAGCCUACUUGUAUUUUUUGUUGGCUUAACUUCUGUAAUUAACAUUCCAUAUUCAUUCAUUCAGUCUUUUAUUGGGCACUUACUGUGUGCAGAGCACUGUACUAAGCACUUGAGAGAGUGCAAUACAGUAAUAGACACAUUCCCUGCCCACAGAGAGCUUACAGUAGAGUCUGCAAAGCAUUCCAUGUGUUUUUAACAUUUGCUGUGUGGAGGCUUAUUUUCUUACAGUACUGCCUAAUGGAUGGAUCUGAAGCCUUAAAAAUCUGUUUGUAAGUAUCAGAAAGACUUUUUUGGCCAAAUAAAGUUCAGUUAAAACAAGAACAAAUCUGAGUGAAAAUGCUGCCUUAGGCAUUUUCUGCUCUCCAUGUAAACAAGAAAAGAAUUUAUCAGCUACCCUCACUGAUCUCCCACUCAUUUUUGUUCAAGUCCAGGGGUUGGGUAUAGAAAUAUAAUUGCAUUCACCUUGAUAAAUGA